GGGGGCUGGCAUGAGUCAAAGCACCUUGUGCGUCACUUGGCGGCGCCGGAUGUGGGGCUGCGCAGCGUUUGAGACGCUCGCCUGAGCACCGCUUGUUCUUCGCUGAGGUGCUGAGACAGCCAUGGUUUCAGACGAAGAUGAAUUGAAUCUUCUGGUUAUUGUAGUUGAUGCCAACCCAAUUUGGUGGGGAAAGCAAGCAUUAAAGGAAUCUCAGUUUACCUUAUCCAAAUGCAUAGAUGCUGUGAUGGUGCUGGGAAAUUCGCAUUUAUUCAUGAAUCGUUCCAACAAACUUGCUGUGAUAGCGAGUCACAUUCAAGAAAGCCGAUUCUUAUAUCCUGGAAAGAAUGGCAGACUUGGAGACUUCUUCGGAGACCCUGGCAACCCUCCUGAAUUUAAUCCCUCUGGGAGUAAAGAUGGAAAAUACGAACUUUUAACCUCAGCGAAUGAAGUUAUUGUUGAAGAGAUUAAAGAUCUAAUGACCAAAAGUGACAUAAAGGGUCAACAUACAGAAACUUUGCUGGCAGGAUCCCUGGCCAAAGCACUUUGCUACAUUCACAGAAUGAACAAGGAAAUUAAAGAUAAUCAGGAAAUGAAGUCAAGGAUAUUGGUGAUUAAGGCUGCAGAAGACAGUGCGUUGCAGUAUAUGAACUUCAUGAAUGUCAUCUUCGCAGCACAGAAACAGAAUAUUUUGAUUGAUGCCUGCGUUUUAGAUUCCGACUCAGGGCUCCUCCAACAGGCUUGUGACAUCACGGGAGGACUGUACCUGAAGGUGCCUCAGAUGCCCUCCCUUCUGCAGUAUUUGCUGUGGGUCUUUCUUCCCGAUCAAGAUCAGAGAUCUCAGUUAAUCCUCCCACCCCCAGUUCAUGUUGACUACAGGGCUGCUUGCUUCUGUCAUCGAAAUCUCAUUGAAAUUGGUUAUGUCUGUUCUGUGUGUUUGUCAAUAUUCUGCAAUUUCAGCCCCAUUUGCACUACGUGCGAGACAGCCUUUAAGAUUUCUCUGCCUCCAGUACUGAAAGCCAAGAAAAAGAAACUGAAAGUGUCUGCCUGAGGAUAAAAUACUUUCCCCAUCUUUUAGAACUGUUAAUAGAAAUUACAUAGCAGAUUCUUUGUUGGGAAGACUGAAAAAAAUAAAGAUAGAUAUAGGAUAAUUUUUAAUGUAGUGACCUUACAGAAAAUAUUUCCCAAACAUCCUUUUUAUCCUGUGCUUCCGGAGGACUGAUUUGUUUGAGGGAGCCAUUCUAUGCAGUAUAUCCUAAAAUAUUCUAUCACUGGUUGCUGUCAAGAAAGGGGCAAGAAAGCACAUGUUUGUGGCUUUCAUCUUUUAAAUGGGAUGACCGUUAGUCAAAGUCAGCUUGUCAUGAUUGAUUAUAGGCUUUCUAACCUACUACCUGAAUCCAGGUCCUUGUUGUGAAAUGCAUGGCAUGGGAAAUUUGAACGUAGCUUUGUAAAAGGACUAUUUGUAGAGUAAUGGCAUUAAUCAACAUAGAACGUCUUAUUUGAAUCAACAGUUACCUGCAAUAGUCAUGUAAAUAAAAUUCUUAUUGUUUAAAUUGA
This is a messenger RNA of Rhinopithecus roxellana (golden snub-nosed monkey), 1554 nucleotides long. RefSeq names its product general transcription factor IIH subunit 3 (gene GTF2H3). NCBI's taxonomy places the organism in Eukaryota, Metazoa, Chordata, Mammalia, Primates, Cercopithecidae. The record is from RefSeq and is a predicted model, not a curated record. Gene Ontology annotation, biological process: nucleotide-excision repair; regulation of DNA-templated transcription. Gene Ontology annotation, cellular component: transcription factor TFIIH holo complex; transcription factor TFIIH core complex. The transcript is spliced from 13 exons. Bases 122 to 1048 code for a protein of 308 amino acids.